Messenger RNA from Hyla sarda, 7520 nucleotides. It is a transcript of the gene PDZD8, whose product is annotated as PDZ domain containing 8. Gene Ontology annotation, biological process: mitochondrial calcium ion homeostasis. Gene Ontology annotation, cellular component: mitochondria-associated endoplasmic reticulum membrane contact site. Gene Ontology annotation, molecular function: lipid binding; protein binding. The transcript is spliced from 5 exons. The coding region runs from base 358 to 3624 and encodes 1088 amino acids. The record is from RefSeq and is a predicted model, not a curated record. Lineage: Eukaryota; Metazoa; Chordata; Amphibia; Anura; Hylidae.
AGCACCGUCUCUCACAACUCCAGCGCAACCUCAACAACUUAUCACCAUGACGACCGUGCGUACAGCGCAGCACGCACAUGACGUCAUCACUCCCCGCCUCUUCCCGUUCUCUGUCCAGUAAACAGCAGCCCAAUGACAUAGCCGACGCGAUAACGGAUAACGGAGUGACGCAGCGCACGUUAGCACCGCCCAUGUUUUUAGCACGUAGCCAAUCAAUUGGCCGUAGCGGGAGACAGCUGACCUGUAGACCCGCCCCCUUUCCGCUCUGCCAACCAAUCAGCAGGCAGGUCGCUGCGCCCGGUCACACCCCUUCCCGGUGAGGGAGGCCAAUGAGCGGCGGCGGGGCGCUGAGCGGUCAUGGUGUACGCGCUGCUGCUGGCCGCCCUGGCCGGCUGUGUCCUGACCUUUGUGCUGCAGCUGCUGUUCUUGUACCGCCGGCCGCCCGCUCCCCCUCCGCCGCCUCCGCCCUCCACCCCGGGCCGCUCGGUGCAGCCGGACGCCUCGCUGCGGGACUACCUGCUGGGGACGGCGGCGGGGCCCCCGGAGAGCUGUCACUUCCUGAACGCCAUCUUUCUGUUCCUGUUCCGGGAGCUCCGGGACACGGCGGUGGUGCGGCGCUGGCUGCUGCGGAAGAUCCGGGUGGAGCUGGAGGAGCUGCUGCUGUCCCGUACGGCCGGGCGGCUGCUGGAGGGGCUGAGCCUGCGGGAGCUGAACCUGGGGGAGGCCGUGCCGGUGCUCCGGGGGAUCCGCCUGGUGCCGCCCGCUGCUGACUCCCGGGACGAGGACCCGCUGCCCCCGGAGCUGAGCUUCGAGCUGGAGGCGGAGUACGGCGGCGGGCUGCGGCUGGCGGUGGACGUGGAGCUGCUGUUCGGGAAGACGGCGUCUCUGUCGGUGCGGCUGGGCCGGGUACAGGGCCGCCUCCGCCUCAUGUUCUCCCGCCUGCCCUUCACUCACUGGGCCUUCUGCUUCCUGGACGAACCGCUCAUAGACUUCCAGGUGCACAGCCAGUUCGAGGGCCGCCCCAUGCCUCAGCUCACCUCCAUCAUCGUCACCCAGCUGAAGAGGGUGAUCAAGAGGAAGCACACCCUGCCCAACUACAAGAUCAGGUACAAGCCGUUCUUCCCGAUGCAGGUGGUGCCACCGGCGGAGGACAUGGAGGAUCGGCCGCUGUCGCUGCAGGACCUGGGCCUGACCGAGGGGCGUCUGAAGGUGUCUGUGAUGGACUGCAGCAGGCUCCUGAUCUUUGGCUCCUAUGACCAGGAAACCUUCAUUCACUGCACCCUGGAGAUCAGCAGUGCCCCCUGGAAGGAGAAGACCAGGACCUCCAUCAAGACGGUGGAGUUAAUUAAAGGGACGUCGCAAAACAUCGGGCUGGUGAUGGUGCAGGCCAGAGAUGGGGACACCGGACACGUCUGCGUGGAGACAGUCACUCCGAAUUCUCCAGCUGCCGGUGCUGAUCUAAGGAAAGGCGACCGGCUGAUAGCCAUAGGAGGUGUUAAGGUGACUUCAUCGGUUCAAGCCUCAAAGCUGAUCAAACAAGCCGGAGACAGAGUGCUGCUUUUCUACGAGAGGCCAGCGGGUCAGAAUCAGGGUGCUGGGGGUCCACCUGAAAAUGUGGGGUCACUUGAUGAUCCUGUUUUCCCUCAGACAUUUGAUGAGGAUUCGGCAAGUCUGAUUGUGGAUCCAGAGAACAGGGAGUUGGACUCCGAGUUUGAAGACUUGGCCUGUGAAGUGAAGCCUCCCGGGGAGAGUAAGGAUGACAUUUUCUUGCCUGUUACUCAAAGCCCUAAGCGCAUUGUGGGAAACCUUUCCACUAAAUCCUUGGGAUCCAUUUCUCCUAUCCUAAGUCGAAAGCCAAAUCCAGCAAGUUCUCAAGUAGCAUCGAAGGUUCAGACCAAAGCUGGGAAAACAAAUGCCACGGAGAACCAAGAACCUACUCAGCUAAGCAGGACAUCAUCAGGGUCUGGAAACAAGCCUCCUGUGCCCCCAAGACCUCAAGUUAAACUUACCUUAACUACCUGUGAAAGUCCGAAUACUGUAGACUUAAGUGAGACCUCUGUAGAAAAGUUAGACAAGACUGUUCCACCCUCUAUGAACGGUGAGAAGAUCUCGGAGAAGCCUCCAAAAACGAUAGAUCUGGUGGAAGAACUUAUGUCUCAGAAACCCAGUUCAGUAAAACCGGAGCCUGCAAAAGACAAGCUAUCUGAAGGUUCUGGCAGUUUGAAAGAGAUGGCUGAAGACCAACAAGUGUGGGAGUCUCCAGACACACACUACAAGGGUCGCCAAGGCCGCUGGACAAGGGCUUCUUGUGUAUUCGAUGUAGAAAGCCACCACAGAUACUUGAAUGUAGCCCUCUGGUGCAGGGACUCUUAUAAGACUGGUAGUCUCUGCUGCGUUGGACACGUCAGUAUCAAACUGGAAGAUAUUUCCUUAGAAUGCCUUUCCAUGUCCUCUCUGGAGUAUCUAAGCAGUUACAAGCUGAAUGCUCCUGAACCUAAAGCGUCUGUAAGUAGAACGGCACUUAGGAGCUUGAGCACACACAAAGGCUUCAAUGAGAAGUUCUGUUAUGGGGACAUCACCAUAAGCUUCAAAUAUCUGAUGGAUGGAGAGUCUGAGAACUCAAGUAUCUUACAAGAGAAGGAGAAAGAUGGCAGUUUCCCGGAGGACCUGGGCAUACUUCAGAAAGAAGAGGCUCCUGUGGCCCCCGUGACUUUCUGUGAAUCAAAGCAUAAUUUUCAAGACACUCAGUUCCAAAAUUCCACUUUAUGCGACCAUUGUAAGAGAAAGGUCUGGACUAAGGCCGCUUCCCAGUGCAUGGUCUGUGGUUAUGUCUGCCAUAAAAAAUGUCAAGAGAAAUGUCUAGCGGAGAACCCAUACUGCGUCUCCUUGGACAGAAGAGUAGAUCUGGAGUCCAAAUCUCUCGGGAACAGAACUACGGGCAUCACGCGACACAUUAUCAACACCAGUUCUCGUCUACUGAACUUACGACAAGCCCAAAAAACGAGGCCAUCCGAGCAAGGCGUGAUUGAUCUGGUGGAACCCUCGCCAAAGCAAACACCGAACACUUCAGACAAUGAGAGCAGUGAUACAGAGACGGGUGGGGCCAGCAGCCCUUCUAAACGGCCAGGGGGCAGCUCUGGUAAACUGGUCCGUAAGGAGGGAGGCUUGGAUGACAGCGUGUUUAUUGCGGUCAAAGAAAUUGGCCGUGAUCUGUACAGAGGUUUACCGACUGACGAGAGGAUUCAGAAGCUGGAGUUCAUGCUGGAUAAGCUCCAGAACGAAAUAGAUCAGGAGCUGGAACAUAACAAUUCUCUGGUGAAAGAAGAACGAGAGACAACAGACGGCAGAAGGAAGGUCCUAAUAACGGCAGCACUGGCCAAGUCCGGGGAGAGGCUGCAGGCGCUCACGCUUCUCGUCAUCCACUACCGAGCAGGAAUUGAGGAUAUCGAGUCGCUGGAGAACUCUUCUCUGGCUCAACCAAGAAAGAUGCCAAGAUAUGAGGAGGAGUCUAUUGCCGUGUCAGAAACUGCCGAUAAUGAGGACGACGAGGUGACCCUAGAGGACAAGGAAACAUUGAAUGACCCCUCAGAAGAGAACCCUCCCGACUCCCCUGAGAUAGAAUGAAGGACUCUCGACAAGUGUAACUCAUCGCCACUCACUAUGUGACCAUAACAAUUGAUUUGCACUUAACAUGUAUCUUAUGCAUCAGUCUGGAGCCACCGUUUGUUCGACUGUAUUAUCUGAAAUAGUUGUUUGCCGACUGUAAGGGGCUGGUGGUUCCAGGGGGGAGUAGGUGGCUUAGCGCGUUCCUCUCCAUACUCCCACAGAGUAGGUACAGCACAGGCCGAAUGUACGUUAAACCACAGUGGAGCUUUUACUUUUCCUAUGUUGUAGUGGCCAUUUUGUAUGGAUGAAUGUUUUGUUUAAUUUUUUAUUUUAUUUGGGGAGGACAGGGGUGUGGGGCAUUAUACACUUUGUACAAUUAACCCUUUGCUGGCAGAGGAGAAUAUAAUCUUAAAGGCUUCAAUGGAGGUGAUCUGGGAAUAAUGUUGCAGAAUGUUCUUCUCUGUAUGUGACAAACCAAAGACAAGUCAGUUGUGUAAAACUCGAGCGGCUUCAUCGGGGGAGGGGGAAGGUUGUAGUUUUCAAAUAUGCGACUAACAAGUUGUGCUCCCUUUUGAAUAUUAAAAUGUAAGAGGCAUAGGAUAUUAAAGGCAUAGGAUAUAAAAUAUAGGGUGUUUAGAGGGUGGCUGUUUCCACCCUAACCGUAAGUUGCCAUAGAUUGGCCGUAUUGUUUCCCAGAUUCUGAAUGUUGCCUGUUGCAGUUUAGCCCUGCCGUGUGCCUCUAGAAGCUCCUCCUUGUCCACAACAUUAACCCCAUACAGCAAAGCUUUUUGUAAAGUGAAGUUUUUCACACUGAGGGACCAAGACACACUCAAUAGUGUUUUCUGUGUCUGGACAUCUUAGGCUGCCAAAUAGGACAUUUGUGAGGGUUUUUUUUCAGCUUUUUUUUAUUUUAAACAUUUUCCACUAUUUUGAUGGAUACAAUGACUUUAGACAUUGCCUGGUCUUGUUUUGUGGCCAGUAACAAACACAGUGGGGGGAAUUUAUCACACAUUUAAAAAAAAAAAUUUGUGGUGUAUUGGGAAAAAAAAAAGGCCUAGAUUUUGCCCAACAUUGGUUUUGCGACUUUUGACACUUGUCCUAAAGUGAUUUUUGCCAAACUUGAGCGAUUUUGCCCUUUUGACUUUGUAAUGGUUGUGAAUGUAUCAAGGGUGGCUUUUUUCCAAAUGUCACAAUCCAAUACCAGCAAUUGUCUCACUUACGAAACUUGCUUACAACAAGCAAAAAUCCCACGUGUGUGCAUGUGCACCAAAUUUACUACACAAGGUGCAAGUACUCAUCUUGAGUUUGGUAAGUUUAGCUUUAAAAACAGUUGUAGCUAAACACUCGAUAAAUCUCCCCCAGUGUGUUCACUGGCUCUGCUCGCACAUGUGUGAAAGAUACGAUGAUACAGGUAAUGUUACAGAUGUGGUGGCGAGGUCCACAUGCUGGCAAAGGCUAUCUUUUGGAUUGACCCGUGUGUUGGUUACAGAGUGCUUUUCAAGAUGAGGGAAGGGGGAAAGGGAACACUUUGAUCAUAUAAGAUAUUAAGUUAUGUUCAGUAAUUGGGGGUAGACGGAUUAGUGUAGAAUUGGUGCCAGUCAUUCUGGUUUAGUGGAUGGACUUUUCAUAGUUCACAGCCAUCAGUGAAAGCCACACUAAACAAGCACCUGAUGUGUAGGUGUAUGGCUCCUUGGAUUGGUCAGUGAACACACAACCGGACAGUCUGCAUCGGAGUCUUCCUUGCCUAGGGGAACUCUCUAAACCUCCUAAGCAUGAGCGCUAUAGAUAACAGGAGCUUGGAAGGGAUUCUUAGUGUAAGUCCAGCAUUGGUGUUCUGCAAAGAUGGGUGCGGAGGGAUGCCGAGGCAAUCAUAUGACAUCCAGCAAGUUCCGGGAUGUUCUCUCAUGGCACACUAGGAUGAGGGGGGUGGUCCACUCUUAAUACACUUGUAUGAGGGGGUGGUUGGGUGGCCCCCUCUCAGUACACUAGUAUGAGUGGUGGUGGGAUGUUCUCUCAUGGCACACUAGGAUGAGGGGGGUGCGUGAAACUCACUGGGCGCUAUACGAUUGCCCCGGCUUCUCUACUGCCCGGCAUGAGUUGCAGAACAGGCAGGAGAAUAAUGCUGGACAUACAAGGUUCCCAUACACAACAAAGUUAAUCAAAAGCACCUGAUUUAACCAAAAUGAUCGUUCAUUAAGGGGAAGUGAUGGCUCGAGUGACUGUCCUUGUCUUAGGAAUAAGGCGCGUAUUGUUGAAAUUCUUGGCCAGUAGUCAAACAGAAGAUCUUUCGAGAGAGAAAAUGUUCUCAGAAUAAUCCUAGAAAGAUCGUUCAUCCUUCAUCUGGUGUCGGUGUGGACACUCCUAAUGAAUAAUAUGGACUAAAGCGAUUACGACCUUGUCUACCACAUGACAAUUGUCCAACCAAUGUGUCUGGGAACUGUUUUUUUUUUUAUAGAUUUUACGAGCGGCAACAUGCUUGUUGUCCUCUCAGUAUCUGCACUUUAAUGUCAUGGUUUGACACAUUCAUUCCACUCUCCCAGACCACUAGGUUUUGUAUAUUAAAGGGACCCAACACUUCCUAUUUUAGUUUUAAGUACAAAGAAUAGACCUUAUCCUUCACCUACUUUUCUAUGAAUGUUGUUUUAGUUUAUUUUAAAAGCUUGUUGUGUAGAAUGCAAUGGUUUCCUCACUUUGAAAAAGUGGUUGUGGGUUGGUGAGACUAGGAUGAGGGGGUGGCCCCCUCUCAGUACACUAGUAUGAGUGGUGGUGGGAUGUUCUCUCAUGGCACACUAGGAUGAGGGGGGUGGUCCUCUCUUAAUACACUUGUAUGAGGGGGUGGUUGGGUGGUCCCCUCUCAGUACACUAGUAUUAGUGGUGGUGGGAUGUUCUCUCAUGGCACACUAGGAUGAGGGGGUUGUCCACUCUUAAUACACUUGUAUGAGGGGGUGGCUGGGUAGCCCCCUUUCGGUACACUAGUAUGAGGGAUGGUGGGAUGUUCUCUCAUGUCACACUAGGAUGAGGGGGAUGUGGGGUAGUCUAUUCUUGAUACACUUGUAUGAGGGGGUGGUUCCCUUUCGAUACACUAGUAUGAGGGUUGAUGUGGCCAGUACACCCAGGGUUAUUUGAAGAGUAGAAAGGAAACUUCCACUGAAGGAUGUUGUCAGAUGCUCUUCAUCUGGUUUACCUUAGACUUGGGCGAUCUUUAUUUCUACUUAUACUAAAGUGGUGCUCUAGAUCCAUACACCGGGUGUUCAUGUAUGUGACGGCCGGCACUUUAAUAGAAGAACAUGGAAGAAUUUGAACUGUGUGGCCGUUAUAAUCGCCAUCCGGUUCUGUUGGGGGGGGGGGGGGUACAAAAAUAAGCCGCACCACAGCCCUAUCGAAAUGAUUUUAUCAUUGAGCUCCAGAUGUUGCUACUUUAAAGUUUUACCAUUUAAAGCUGGAUGAUCGGACCCACAUAAAGACACAGCUCACACAGAUUCCGCUUUGGUUGUUUUUAAUAUUAUUUCUAAAUCUAAUUUUCUACCAAGAAUAAAAACCUAUGCACAGUAACUACAACUUGUCACUUUAAGGAGAAUGGCCUUGGACUCCACAGCAGUUGGGCAUUGAUGACUGGGGGUGAGCAUGGCCAUGUGGGGCAGAGUAGACGUGACCAAGCACGUGAUGUGACACUUUAUUUGCACUGUAGCAGUUUAUGCUUUUUACAUAUCGGAGCAACAUGGUGCGGCUGCAUAUACUGCUGAGUGGCUUAGGCUCUCAUGUAAUGAUAUCCAGUCUGAGGAGCGGCCUCCAUGUUUGUGAGAGCCAGUGACGAGUUCUAGAACAUGGCAGAUCACUGUGAGUUGUGUGACAACGAAGGUCACGUUGGAAACUAUUAUGGUGGGUUUUUAAGCAGUUGACCUUUCAUUAACCCC